Molecule: messenger RNA, 1683 nt
Organism: Prunus armeniaca (apricot)
Lineage: Eukaryota; Viridiplantae; Streptophyta; Magnoliopsida; Rosales; Rosaceae
Source: the annotation of a GenBank genome assembly
AUGGGGUUCUUCUUUGGAAUGAUUAUUGGCAUUGCCAUCGGCAUCGGGUUGAUCGUGGCUUUUGCUCGGGCAGAGAGAAUCCGAUCCAAAUGCCGUUCAGAUUUGGCCAAGACAGUGGCAGCGUUUGCAAGGAUGACAGUGCAAGAUUCAAGAAAACUUCUCCCAAGCCAGUAUUAUCCAUCUUGGGUCGUCUUCACGCAGCGCCAGAAGUUGAAAAGUUCAAUUUGUUACUCUAAGGCAGCAUCAGAACUGAUAAAGAGCAAUGUGGAACCGAUACUCGAACAGUAUAGGCCCGUCAUCUUGUCGUCACUCAAAUUCUCCACCUUGACCCUUGGCACUGUCGCUCCACAGUUCACAGGAGUUACCAUGGUUGAAAGUGAAAGUGUAGCUGGGGGAGUCACUCUGGAGUUGGAGCUUCAGUGGGAUGGAAAUCCCAAUAUUGUGCUUGAUAUCAAAACCAGAGUUGGUCUUGCACUACCUGUUCAGGUGAAAAAUAUUGGAUUCACUGGGGUUUUCAGGUUAAUCUUCAAACCGCUAGUCGACGAGUUCCCUUGUUUUGGAGCUGUUUCUUAUUCCUUAAGAGAAAAGAAAAAGCUGGAUUUUGUGUUUAAAAUUUCUGGUGGUGACAUAUCAUCAAUCCCAGGCGUUUCUGAUGCUAUUGAGGAAACAAUACGAGAUGCUAUCGAAGAUUGUAUAACUUGGCCAGUACGCAAUGUUAUACCGAUAAUACCUGGAGAUUAUAGUGACUUGGAGUUGAAACCAAUUGGAACAUUAGAAGUGAAGCUUGUGGAAGCCAAGGAGUUAACAAACAAGGACCUGGUGGGAAAAUCGGACCCUUUUGCUGUGAUAUUCAUACGUCCCCUUCCUGAUAGAACCAAAACCAGCAAAGUCAUUGAUAACGAUUUAAAUCCAAUCUGGAAUGAGCACUUCGAAUUCGUAGUCGAAGAUUCAACGACUCAACACUUGACAAUAAGAAUUUUCGACCAUGAAGGACUUCAGGCUGCAGAACUCAUUGGCUGUGCUCAAAUGAAACUGAGCCAGCUUGAGCCUGGCAAAGUGAAGGAUGUGUGGUUAAAGCUGGUGAAGGAUUUGGAGGUCCAGAGGGAUACUAAAUACAGGGGCCAGGUGCACUUGGAGCUGUUGUACUGUCCUUUUGGUAUAGAUGGUAACAUUGUAAACCCAUUUGACCAUGACUUCGCGUUGACCUCUUUGGAAAAGGCUCUUAAACAUGAAAGCAAUGAGACAGACAGUUCGGAGUUGAGAAAAACCGCUGCUCAGAAGAAGAAGGAGGUCUUUGUGAGAGGAGUAUUAUCUGUAACAGUUAUAUCUGCAGAAGACUUGCCAGUUGUGGAUUUUAUGGGGAAAGCUGACCCUUUUGUUGUCAUUAUUAUGAAGAAAUCUGAAGCCAAAGCCAAGACCAGGGUUGUAACUAACAACUUGAAUCCAGUUUGGAAUCAAACUUUUGACUUCAUGGUGGAGGAUGCAUUACAUGAAAUGUUAAUGGUGGAAGUUUGGGACCAUGACACUUUUGGAAAGGAUAGAAUAGGGAGAGUGAUCAUGACACUGACCAGGGUGUUAAUGGAAGGGGAAUAUCAAGACUGUUAUGCCCUAGAUAUUGCUAAAUCAGGAAGAAUUUAUUUGAGUCUAAGGUGGGUUGCACAGCAUAAAGUCCGCGAUACGUGA